Messenger RNA from Pecten maximus, 7125 nucleotides. Its product is annotated as RNA-binding protein 26-like. The record is from RefSeq and is a predicted model, not a curated record. Gene Ontology annotation, molecular function: RNA binding; metal ion binding. NCBI's taxonomy places the organism in Eukaryota, Metazoa, Mollusca, Bivalvia, Pectinida, Pectinidae. Bases 193 to 3495 code for a protein of 1100 amino acids. The transcript has 22 exons. Gene Ontology annotation, cellular component: nucleus. Gene Ontology annotation, biological process: mRNA processing.
AUAUGAAACGAGAGUACGUCGCCAUUUUAGGUAUCGUACCUGAACGUUUGAGCAAAAAGUAAACACAUGUUGACCUGCUAAGUUAUGAAAUAAUCCAUAUCCAAACUGUGACAGUAUGUAGCUGAUGUCAAAAAGAAAGCCUUUGAUCUGAAACAGAUGUAUAUGCAGUGACCUACAGCUUUUUGUUGGAAAAUGAUUGUCGAAAAUUUGGACGCGUUGAAAAUCUGGCUCACGAAAACGUUGACACCAAUAUGUGAUGCUGAUCCAGAUCCCCUUGCGAAAUACGUAGUUGCACUUCUGAAAAAAGACAAGACAGAAAAGGAAUUGGAGGCAGUUUUCUUAGACCAGUUAGAUGUUUUUCUCCAAAGCAAAACAAAAGAUUUUGUGGCAUCAUUUUUCCGAGUGUUAAGAGAUAAAUCCUAUAUUCCACUACCACCACCACCACCAACGACAACACCACCACCCAAUGUUGUAGUCAAGACUGAGGCUGUCCCAGACAGUACCACAGCCAAUGCUAAUGUACUCACAGACAUCAAAGUAGAGGUUAAAAAGGAGUCAACAGAGAAUGAAGAUAAACUUGGAAAGGACGGUAAAGAAAAAGAUGUCAAACCACGACGUAAUAGAACUUCUAGUCAGGAGAAACGCGAUUUGGAAGAGAGGCAACGAAGAAGAGAGAGAUUUGGGCCAGUGGACCAUAACAUGCCAAGAGUUGUCAGAGGACAGGACCGUUUGGAACGACCUGACAGGCCUGACAGGCCUGACCGUCCUGACCGUCCUGAUAGAGGCCCUGACAGGGGUGCAGGAGACAGACGAUAUUACAGACGAAGGUCAAGGUCACACAGUCCAAGGAGAUAUUCUAGAAGUCCCCUUAGAUCUAGAAGUCCAUACAGAAGGCGUCCACGUUCAAGAUCAAGAUCUCCAUAUAGGGCAAGGUCAUGGACACCACGUUCAAGAUCAAGAUCAAGGUCAUGGACUCCCCGCUCAAGGUCUCGAUCAAGGUCAAGAUCAAUAUCUAGAUCUAGGUCUCGCUCAAGAUCAAGAGGAAGGAGACCCCUGCCAGACAGUCGAGGUUCAACACCUACAUUAGACAAUGGCAGAUACAGCCACAGCAUUCCAGCAGUAGGGGGUGGUGUUUACUCGAUGGCUCACGGGGACCGCUGCCUUACCACCGACAGUGCAGGCCGUGAGAUACGUCCUAGGUGUAAGGACUACGAUGAGAAAGGUUUCUGUAUGCGAGGAGAUCUGUGUCCUUACGACCAUGGGCUGGACCCUGUUAUAGUUGAGGAUGUUCCUAUUCCCACUGUGGGCAUGCCUUUCCCUCCUCCAGGACCACCACCACCUGUCAGUAACAGCACAAACCUGCCCCCAGGAUCUGGCCCUCUGGUUACUGGACCCAGAUUUAUGCCGCCAACACAUGGACCACCACCUGGUAUGCCAAGGGUAGGAAUGGGGCCGGGACCACGACCACCCCCUCCUAGACUAGACAACUUUGAAGUGUACAACCCUGAGGCCCCAGGCAUUACCAGACCUCAGGGUCCAAGACCAGGUCCUUUCUGGAAUGGUCCUCGAGGACCCCCACCAGGAAUAGGGAGGGGUGGACCACCACCCCCACCACCACAUUUUCUGUCCGGUCCACCCCCACCACUACCCCCUAACCCUAACAGACGCGACCAUCUGGUCAACAUACCCACCCUGCCUGAGGAAGCUAAAGAAAAAGAGGAAGCGGCUCUAGCUCCCCCAGGUACGGAGCCUGUAACAAAGCCUGUUGUUGUAGAAAAGCCUCCCGAAAGGACUGUCAUUGCUCCAAAGAGAGCGUAUAACUCUAGUCAUGGCCCAGGUCAGGAUCAGCCUAAUCAGCAUGGGGGUCGCUACAUGGGUAACCAGUACGGAGGUCAGAACCGCUAUGGUCCUCCUCAGGCCAAGAAACCAUUCGACUACAAUCGCAUAGGUGGUUACCGACGGCCUGAUAUCGAUACGUCCAAUACUACCCUCCAAGUCACAAAAGUGCCAAAAGAUUGCUGUAAUAUUUCAAAAGUCAACGAACACUUUUCUAAGUUUGGCAAUAUUACCAACAUCAAGAUUGGGUACAAUGAGCCAGACUCUAUCCUAGUCUCGUACUCCACAAACGCUGAGGCUCUGGCCGCCUACCGCUGUAGUGAUCCAGUCUUCAACAAUAGGUUCAUAAAACUCUUCUGGCACAAACCAGACAAAGAGCAGGGACAAAACCAGCCAGACUCCUCAGAAAACUCAGGUAUGAAAGGGAAUUCUGGUGACUUUAGGAACGUCCAGCACGCCUCUGCUAAAUCUAGACUGGGAGCUAUUAUUCCUCCAGCCAGUAAGCUCUCGCUCAACAAUCUAAAGAAGCCCCCUGCUUUCCAGCCAGUGGAGACAUCUGAAGCAGAAACCAACUUAUCCUCAGAGGUGCAAGAUCUCAGGAAAGAAAAGGCCAUCGUAUACACGUCAUCAGUGGGUAAUAUUACUAAGACUCUGUAUAACCCUGAAGCUAUAAAAGCGAAGAAAGCACUUACUAGUCCCACGGCUGUACAAACUGCCAGCUUUGUCUUCAAGAUUGAGGCCAUUAAACGACAGGAUGCUUUGAAAAAGGAAGCAAUGAAAAAGAAAAUAGAAAUUCAAAAACAAAAGCACGAACUUCUUCAGAAACAGCUAGAACAACAAAAGGUGCUGAUACAGAAACUAGAGAAAAACAAAAAUAUGAGUGCAGACGACAAGGAAGCUGUGAUGAAGACAUUGAAGAUCCUUGAAGGCAGUAUUGUCAAGCUGAAAGUUGAACUUGUUCCAAAGAAACCUGUUGUGGAUCCAGCAACACUGAAGUCACCAGAACUGGCAAGGAAGGAGAUCCUGGAUACAGAGUUAGAGUUGUUUACCAAACAGAGUACAGGAGAGGAUACAUCCAACUUGAAGCAGAAGCUCAGUGAACUUACAAAACAGGCAUCGGCCAUGGGGCUACUGGGCAGAGGGCGUGGCCGUGGAGUGCCCAGGGGACGUGGGUCUACCACAUGGGUAGCCAGUGGUCUGAGGGGCCGGGGGCGUGCCAACAGGGGAAGAGGCAGGGGGACAGGCUUCCCUCCCGGAGGUAACAGGACCUUGGACAAGAGACCAAAGAUGGUUGAAGUAUCAGGAUUUGAGAUCGAAGAUAAAGAUGGCAUCCUUCCUCACUUUUCGCAAUUUGGAACAGUUGAAAAGGUGGACUUUGAUGAAGAUUCUCAAUCGGCCAUUGUCGCCUUUCAAUCAAGAAUGGAUGCAGAAAUGGCUGUGUUACGUGGCUCCAAGUUUAACAACACUGUUCUUGCGAUGAAGUGGUAUAUUGAGCCGAAGGUGACACUGAACCUCAACAUCAGCAGUGAUGACAGCUUCGGAGGAGAGGACCCUGUUGAGGAGGUGUCCCUAGCAGAUGAAGAAUUAGAUGAGGAUGCACUACUUGCAGGAGAUGAUGACGAUGAAGAUGAUGAGGAAAGUCGUUCAUGGAGACGAUAACAAGAACAGAUCCCAUGUCCUGAAGAGGAUGUAGUGAAAUAGUUGAUACUUUUAACAUGCUUAAAUGUCCCUGAUUUGUAUAUAAUUUUUGCAAAAUUUGCAUUUACUAAGGAAUGUGUGACAUUCAGUGACAUUGUGAUGAAAUGAGAUUUGAGAGUCCACAUCCUCUGACUAGUCAUUGUGACAGUAUAUAUUACACCUGACAGUCUAGUUUAUACCUGACAGUCUACAUUAUAACCUAACAGUCUACAUUAUACCUGACAGUCUACAUUAUAUCUGACAGUAUAAAUCAUACCUGACAGUCUACAUUAUACCUGACAGUCUACAUCAUACCUGACAGUCUACAUUAUACCUGUCAGUCUACAUUAUACCUGACAGUCUACAUUAUACCUGACAGUCUACAUUAUACCUGACAGUCUAGAUUAUACCUGACAGUCUACAUUAUACCUGACAGCCUACAUUAUACUUGACAGUCUACAUUAUACCUGACAGUCUACAUUAUACCUGACAGUCUACAUCAUACCUGACAGUCUACAUCAUACCUGACAGUAUAGAUUAUACCUGACAGUCUACAUUAUACCUGACAGUCUACAUUAUACCUGACAGUAUACAUUAUACCUGACAGUCUAGAUUAUACCUGACAGUCUACAUUAUACCUGACAGUCUAGAUUAUACCUGACAGUCUACAUUAUACCUGACAGUCUAGAUUAUACCUGACAGUCUACAUCAUACCUGACAGUCUAGAUUAUACCUGACAGUUUAGAUUAUACCUGACAGUCUAGAUUAUACCUGACAGUCUAGAUUAUACCUGACAGUAUACAUUAUACCUGACAGUCUAGAUUAUACCUGACAGUCUACAUUAUACCUGACAGUCUAGAUUAUACCUGACAGUCUACAUUAUACCUGACAGUCUAGAUUAUACCUGACAGUCUACAUCAUACCUGACAGUCUAGAUUAUACCUGACAGUAUAGAUUAUACCUGACAGUCUAGAUUAUACCUGACAGUCUACAUUAUACCUGACAGUCUACAUUAUACCUGACAGUCUACAUUAUACCUGACAGUCUACAUUAUACCUGACAGUAUACAUUAUACCUGACAGUCUACAUUAUACCUGACAGUCUACAUUAUACCUGACAGUCUAAAUUAUACCUGACAGUAUAGAUUAUACCUGACAGUCUACAUUAUACCUGACAGUCUACAUUAUACCUGACAGUCACCUGACAGUCUACAUUAUACCUGACAGUCUACAUUAUACCUGACAGUCUACAUUAUACCUGACAGUCUACAUUAUACCUGACAGUCUAGAUUAUACCUGACAGUCUACAUUAUACCUGACAGUCUACAUUAUACCUGACAGUCUAGAUUAUACCUGACAGUCUACAUUGUACCUGACAGUCUACAUUAUACCUGACAGUAUACAUUAUACCUGACAGUCUACAUUAUACCUGACAGUCUAGAUUAUACCUGACAGCCUACAUUAUACCUGACAGUCUACAUUAUACCUGACAGUCUACAUUAUACCUGACAGUCUACAUCAUACCUGACAGUCUACAUCAUACCCGACAGCCUAGAUUAUACCUGACAGUCUACAUUAUACCUGACAGUCUACAUUGUACCUGACAGUAUACAUUAUACCUGACAGUCUACAUUAUACCUGACAGUAUACAUUAUACCUGACAGUUUACAUUAUACAUGACAGUCUACAUUAUACCUGAAAUGGUUUGAAAGUCUCUGUAAGAAUCCUCACUAACAUCAUGUGUUCAAUUGGUGCAAUAGAAUUUCUAGCAUUUGUGUCUGAUAGAUGUCCACCGUGUUAUAUCGCUGGAUGAAGCUGUCAAUCUGAAACUUGCUCUUGUCUUCUUUCCCGCUGUGUCUGUAAGUGGUGCAUCAUAUAUAUUCGAAACAAAAUUUUGUGUACAUAAUAAAAAUGUAAAAAGAUUAAAGAAGAGAUGAAAACAUGUUCAGGUCUGGUGACUACGAAGGGGAUGUAAAAUAUUUAUUUAGCUCGAUUGUUUCGUGAUGUUUGUGCCUGUGAGUCUGAUGGAAUGGUGUUUAUUGCUGAUGAUAGCGAGUGUGUAUACUACAGUCCAAAUAAUGUUAACUCCAUGUCAUUUGUAUCAUAGUUGUUGUGGAUUACACAAUCAAACUGGCCUUUAUAGUAAUUAAAAAGUAUUUCAUAUGUAUCUGUGAAUUUAAAUGAUUUUGAAAUCUGUUUUAUGCCAAAGGUCUUUGUUAAACAUUUUUAACCCCGAUAGUUUUAGGAUCAAUGUUUCACAUGUCCAUUACUAAAUCAGAAAGCUUCACAAUGUUUUGAAGUUUUAUGUGUAUUAUUUGUCUCUAAGUUGAUGUAUAUGAAAUAGCAAUCACAGUUUGUGUGAUAGUAGAGAUAUUCCGAAGUAUUGAGAAUUAUUUGUGCUGAUUAAAUAGUUCAGACAAAGAGAUCCUGUCCAACUACACACCAUUCAAACUGUGACCCUAGAACUCUGUGAUUGUUACCAUUGGAUGUUAUUGGAAAUGAAUAUCUACUCAAUAUUUUAUUCUUUUACUAAAGCGAUAGGACAUUCCACUUUGAUUUUAUUUGUGUUGAAUAUGCAUUCUCUCUCUCCCUGUGUAUUUGAAAUUGGAGGUAUUUCACUGGAUCAUUUAAUCUCCUAGAAAUAAAUGACUUGCUCUUUGAUAGCAUUUUAAACCAAUUCGUAUAUACAUAGGAAAAUAGAUCUAAAUUAUCAAUCUAUAUAUAUAUAUAUAUAUAUAGAAAAAUAUAUCUAAGAAUUAGCAUUAAAAUAGUUCACAAGUGCUAUUUAUCUAUUGGAUGAAAUUGGCAGAAAUAUCUGGCACAAUAUGUAAAAGUAAUGUUUGUAGUGUAACAAUGAAGUGUAACAAUGAAGUGUAACAAUGAGGUAUCUCCAACGUUUCUACAGCAAUUGUUCCUUUCUAACCAUUUCUUUAUCUGAAAGAUCAUGGCAACUGUUCUAAAAUGUUUCAAUUAUUUAUUGAGAUAAAAUUCAUCAAAGGAAGGAGUGGAAUGGGGACACUUAUAGAAAAAUGUUCUUUGUUGUAUUUUGUAUUGAAAUAGUCAAGUUGAAUGUGUCAACAGAAACACUUGUUUAAUGAGUACUGUGCUAUGAAGGCUUGUAGAGCCAUCAACCAGGGAGUAAAUAAUUUCAAUCCCUCACAAUUAAGAGGUAUAUACAACAAAUUAAAAUAAGAAAUAUUUCUGUCAAAAUGGCUUAUCAAAAAUAUCGAACUUUGAAACUAAAUGUGAAGUAGAAUCAGGGGAAAUACAGUAUUGUUUUGUACUGGUAUUAAUGGUGUGGUUGUUACACUCAACUGGACUAUUUACUUGGAUAAACAGGUGUUUGAUAUUUUUAUUACACAGACUUGUAAUUGUUGAUGUUUAUUGAAACAAAACAAAAAAAGAAAAGAAAACAAUGCAAGACCAGAAAAAAAUUAGUGGGAAAAGAAUGUGCCACAUAAAAAACAAAACAAAAAAAACACCAGUCUUGCUUCAAUAUAUUGCAUGCUAGGAUGAUGAUGAUGAUGUGUUAAACAUGGAAGAAAAAAUGUUGACUUGAAAAAAAAAAAUUAAAAUAAACACUGAAAAGAUGUGGGAAAACCCACCAAAAAUU